This is a messenger RNA of Colletotrichum godetiae, 1245 nucleotides long. RefSeq lists its product as uncharacterized. The record is from RefSeq and is a predicted model, not a curated record. The transcript has a single exon. The coding region runs from base 1 to 1038 and encodes 345 amino acids. Gene Ontology annotation, cellular component: cytoplasm. Gene Ontology annotation, biological process: isopentenyl diphosphate biosynthetic process. NCBI's taxonomy places the organism in Eukaryota, Fungi, Ascomycota, Sordariomycetes, Glomerellales, Glomerellaceae. Gene Ontology annotation, molecular function: isopentenyl-diphosphate delta-isomerase activity.
AUGUUAAUACCAAAGCCACCCCACAAAUUCAAUAACCUACUUGAACUCGUUCAAGCCUAUAGUGUUUUCCAAAAGACACCCGAUUGCUGGGAAUUCGGCUACAAUAAUGGAAGAGACUGGGAGAAACUGGGCAUGGUUACCGCUCACCAUGCCAAACUUCUCCAGGAGUUGGAAACGGAAUUGAAAAGAUAUCUUUCGUUCGAAACAAUACAGAAGCGUAUUCAACUGAAUCCGGGCAAUAUGAAGGAUUCGGAGACUUUCGUCAAUGCAAUGAAAGCUAUCCGGGAGAUCCUUGCGCCGAAAAACAAUAACGCCAAAAACAAAUUUCCCCAAGCCGUCUGGAGUGACGAAAAGGAGAUGUGGCCCUUGUACGGUGCCGGUGACUUAACUGGUUUCAUAUGUGGUUUGUCUCCCAUCUUCGGCAUCGUGACCACUGGCGUUCAUCUGAAUCUCUACAAACCCGACGGAGAUGAUCCGGAAAAAUAUACAAUUUAUGUUGCAAGACGUUCGGACGAGAAGUCGACCUUUCCCGGCGCAUACGAUCAGUGCGCUGCUGGAGGCUAUCAGUACUCAAACGCUUCCUACGGCUUAUUCAACGACAAGUCUGCAAGAGAAUGUCUUGGACGGGAAGUGAAAGAGGAACUGACUACUAGUCUAUCAGCUGGGUGGCUCAAAGAAGCUACGUCAGCGCCUCCUAUUCAGUAUGCGUUCGUCCGGGAUGAACGGUGGGGAGAAGCCUUUAUUAAUGCCCCUGAGUUUGGCGUCAAAAUUCCGUUCGACCUGGAAGUGGCGGUGGAUCCCGUAUUCAAGCUCAAUCCACAAGAAGUCAAAAUCAUCGAGCCGAAGACAGUCAAGGAAAUCAUUGAAAUUCUUCUCCAAGACAAAUUCAAGCCCAACUCCGCACUCGUUAUGAUCGAUUUUCUGAUCCGGCAUGGAUGUCUGGAGAAGUUCGCUACGACCGAGGGAAUCCAACAGAUGAUAAAAAUCCUUCAAACACACACAGUUGUCAAUCAACUUCCUCACUGGAAUGGGAUUUAAGAGCCAAAAACACCAUGACUUGUGUCACGCUCACGCUGAGCGAGAACUCUGAUCGCAGUUGCUUGCGGCCGAAGCCCCUAGAAUACGAGCAGCCUCUCUCUCUUGAUACUUGUAUCUCUGAAAGACACUGACACAUGCCGGACUUCGACAAUCGAAGGCAAGGGCUCGCCAUGCGUGCUGCUCGUAGAAAUGUUAGGUGGAUCUUGG